This is a messenger RNA of Neogale vison (American mink), 6087 nucleotides long. It is a transcript of the gene SBF1, whose product is annotated as SET binding factor 1. The record is from RefSeq and is a predicted model, not a curated record. Bases 59 to 5899 code for a protein of 1946 amino acids. The transcript has 40 exons. Lineage: Eukaryota; Metazoa; Chordata; Mammalia; Carnivora; Mustelidae.
CUCAGACGCGGUGCAGCUUGGCUUUCUGGGCUUUGGGGUGAACCUGUAGAGAGGCUUCAUGCUCAGUGCCCACUCCUUCCCUAUUUGCUCCCCCUCUUCUACCGGUGCGGGCAAUGCUACUGAAGCUGGUUCGAGCAAAGGGUGGGGACGUCUGCACUCAGGGACCUGCCUGUCGUGUGUGGGAGGUGAAGGGAGUGGGGAAGGCCAGGGCCAGAUCCUGCAGCGCUUCCCAGAGAAGGACUGGGAAGACAACCCGUUCCCCCAGGGCAUCGAGCUGUUUUGUCAGCCCAGCGGGUGGCAGCUGUGUCCCGAGAGGAACCCACCCACCUUCUUCGUUGCUGUCCUCACUGACAUCAACUCUGAGCGGCACUACUGCGCCUGCUUGACCUUCUGGGAGCCGGCAGAGCCCACACAGGAAGCCGUGUGCACUGAGGACGCCACCGAGCGGGAGGAGGAGGUGGACGAGGGGGGCCCUGCACAACUGUCACCUGCGACACCUGGCCCGCCUGGCCAGCUGUUCGCACCGAAGACACUGGUGCUGGUGUCUCGACUGGACCACGCGGAGGUGUUCAGGAACAGCCUGGGCCUCAUUUACACCAUCCACGUGGAGGGCCUGAACGUGGGCCUGGAGAAUGUGAUCGGGAACCUGCUCACGUGCGUCAUCCCCCUGGCUGGGGGCUCCCAGAGAACCAUCUCUUUGGGGGCUGGUGACCGGCAGGUCAUCCAGACCCCACUCGCCGACUCGUUGCCCGUCAGCCGCUGCAGUGUUGCCCUGCUCUUCCGCCAGCUGGGCAUCACCAACGUGCUGUCGCUGUUCUGCGCUGCGCUCACGGAGCACAAGGUGCUCUUCCUGUCCCGAAGCUACCAGCGGCUCUCAGACGCCUGCCGGGGCCUCCUGGCGCUGCUGUUCCCUCUCCGAUACAGCUUCACCUACGUGCCCAUCCUGCCGGCCCAGCUCCUGGAGGUCCUCAGCACCCCCACGCCCUUCAUCAUCGGUGUCAACGCGGCCUUCCAGGCGGAGACCCAAGAGCUGCUGGACGUGAUCAUUGCUGAUCUCGACGGAGGGACGGUGACGGUCCCGGAGUGUGUGCACAUCCCGCCCCUGCCGGAGCCGCUGCAGAGUCAGACUCACAGUGUGUUGAGCAUGGUCCUGGAUCCGGAGCUGGAGUUGGCGGAUCUUGCCUUCCCACCGCCUUCGACGAACGCUUCCUCCCUGAAGAUGCAGGACAAGGAGCUGCGUGCCGUCUUCCUGCGGCUCUUCGCUCAGCUGCUGCAGGGCUACCGCUGGUGUCUGCACAUGGUCCGCAUCCACCCGGAGCCCGUCAUCCGCUUUCAUAAGGCAGCCUUCCUGGGCCAGCGUGGGCUGGUGGAGGACGACUUCCUGAUGAAGGUGCUGGAGGGCAUGGCCUUUGCAGGCUUCGUGUCGGAGCGUGGGGUCCCUUACCGAGCCACGGACCUGUUCGACGAGCUGGUGGCCCAUGAGGUGGCGCGGAUGCGGGCAGAUGAGAACCACCCCCAGCGCGUCCUGCGUCACGUCAGAGAACUGGCAGAGCAGCUUUACAAGAACGAGAACCCGUACCCCGCCGUGGCUAUGCACAAGGUGCAGCGGCCCGGGGAGGCCAGCCACCUGCGGCGGGCGCCCCGCCCCUUCCCCCGGCUGGACGACGGCGUGGUGCAGUGGAUCGUGGACCAGGCGGCAGCCAAGAUGCAGGGCGCGCCCCCGGCCGUGAAGGCUGAGAGGAGGACCACUGUGCCCUCGGGGCCCCCCAUGACCGCCAUCCUGGAGCGGAGCGGCGGGCUCCACGGCAGCAGCGCGCGCCGGCUGGAGGUGGUUCGAAACUGCAUCUCCUACGUGUUUGAGGGGAAGAUGCUUGAGGCCAAGAAGCUGCUCCCAGCUGUGCUGAGGGCCCUGAAGGGGCGCGCGGCCCGCCGUUGCCUCACGCAGGAGCUGCACCUGCACGUGCAGCAGAACCGGGCAGUGCUGGACCACCAACAGUUCGACUUCAUUGUCCGCAUCAUGAACUGCUGCCUGCAGGACUGCACCUCCCUGGACGAGCACGGCAUCGCGGCUGCUCUGCUGCCCCUGGUCACGGCCUUCUGCCGGAAGCUGAGCCCAGGAGUGACCCAGUUUGCGUACAGCUGCGUCCAAGAGCAUGUGGUGUGGAGCACGCCGCAGUUCUGGGAGGCCAUGUUCUACGGGGACGUGCAGACCCACAUCCGCGCCCUCUACCUGGAGCCUGCUGAGGACCGGGACCACGUGCAGGCGGGGGAUGUGUCGGCGCCAGAGGACGAGCGUUCUGCCCUGGACGUGGCAUCUGAGCAGCGGCGCCUGUGGCCGACCCUGAGCCGCGAGAAGCAGCAGGAGCUGGUGCAGAAGGAGGAGAGCACAGUGUUCAGCCAGGCCAUCCACUACGCCAACCGCAUGAGCUACCUGCUCCUGCCCCUGGACAGCAGCCGCAGCCGCCUCCUGCGGGAGCGCGCAGGGCUGGGCGACCUCGAGAGCGCCAGCAACAGCCUGGUCACCAACAGCAUGGCCGGCAGCGUGGCAGAGAGCUACGACACGGAGAGUGGCUUCGAGGACGCAGAGACCUGCGAUGUGGCCGGGGCCGUGGUCCGCUUCAUUAACCGCUUUGUGGACAAGGUCUGCACAGAGAGUGGGGUCACCAGCGACCACCUCAAGGGGCUGCAUGUCAUGGUGCCAGACAUUGUCCAGAUGCACAUCGAGACUCUGGAGGCUGUGCACCGGGAGAGCAAGAGGCUGCCCCCCAUCCAGAAGCCCAAACUGCUGCGGCCACGCCUGCUGCCCGGCGAGGAAUGCGUGCUGGACGGCCUGCGCGUCUACCUGCUGCCAGAUGGCCGUGAGGAGGGGGCGGGGGGCAGCGGGGGCGGCCCCGCACUGCUCCCAGCUGAGGGCGCCGUCUUCCUUACCACGUACCGGGUGAUCUUCACGGGGAUGCCCACCGACCCCCUGGUCGGGGAACAGGUGGUCGUGCGUUCCUUCCCGGUGGCCGCGCUGACCAAGGAGAAGCGCAUCAGCGUGCAGACGCCUGUGGACCAACUCCUGCAGGACGGGCUGCAGCUGCGCUCCUGCACGUUCCAGUUGCUGAGGAUGGCCUUUGACGAGGAGGUGGGGUCCGACAGCGCCGAGCUCUUCCGAAAGCAGCUGCACAAGCUGCGGUACCCGCCGGACAUCAGGGGCACCUUCGCCUUCACCCUGGGCUCCACGCAUGCGCCCGGCCGGCCACCCCGCGCCACCAAGGACAAGGGCCCUUCCCUCAAGACCCUGUCCCGGAAUCUCGUGAAGAACGCCAAGAAAACCAUCGGGCGGCAGUACGUCACCCGGAAGAAGUACAGCCCUCCCAGCUGGGAGCACCGGGGCCAGCCUCCUCCUGAGGACCAGGAGGAUGAGAUCUCAGUGUCGGAGGAGCUGGAGCCCAGCACGCUGACCCCUUCCUCGGCCCUGAAGCCCUCCGAUCGCAUGACCAUGAGCAGCCUGGUGGAGCGGGCCUGCUGCCGGGACUACCAGCGCCUGGGGCUGGGCACGCUGAGCAGCAGCCUGAGCCGCGCCAAGUCCGAGCCCUUCCGCAUCUCCCCGGUCAACCGCAUGUACGCCAUCUGUCGCAGCUACCCGGGGCUGCUGAUCGUCCCGCAGAGCGUUCAGGACAACGCCCUGCAGCGCGUCUCCCGCUGCUACCGCCAGAACCGCUUCCCCGUGGUGUGCUGGCGCAGCGGGCGCUCCAAGGCCGUGCUGCUGCGCUCCGGUGGCCUGCACGGCAAGGGCGUCGUCGGCCUCUUCAAGGCCCAGAACGCGCCUUCCCCAGGCCAGUCCCAGGCAGACUCCAGCAGCCUAGAGCAGGAGAAGUACCUGCAGGCCGUGGUGAGCUCCAUGCCCCGCUUCGCGGACGCGUCCGGGCGGAACACGCUCAGCGGCUUCUCCUCCGCCCACGUGGGCGGCCACGUGCCCAGCCCCAGAGCCAGGGUCACCACGCUGUCCAACCCCAUGGCGGCCUCGGCCUCCAGACGGACCGCUCCCCGAGGGAAAUGGAGCAGUGUCCGGGCCAGUGGGCGCAGCGGCGGGCUUGGCGUUGAUGUGGGCUCCCGGCUGGCAGGCAGAGACAUGCUGAGCCCGCCCCAGGCUAACGGGGCCCCCCCUGACCCAGGCUUCUUGCAGCCCCAGCGCGCAGCCCUCUACAUCAUUGGGGACAAAGCCCAGCUCAAGGGCGUGCGGCCGGACCCUCUGCAGCAGUGGGAGCUGGUGCCCAUCGAGGUGUUUGAGGCACGGCAGGUGAAGGCCAGCUUCAAAAAGCUGCUGAAGGCGUGUGUCCCGGGCUGCCCUGCCUCUGAGCCCGGCCCUGCCUCCUUCCUGCGCUCGCUGGAGGACUCAGAGUGGCUGAUCCAGAUCCACAAGCUGCUGCAGGUGUCGGUGCUGGUGGUGGAGCUGCUGGACUCGGGCUCGUCCGUCCUGGUGAGCCUGGAGGACGGCUGGGACAUCACCACCCAGGUGGUGUCUCUGGUGCAGCUGCUGUCUGACCCUUUCUACCGCACGCUGGAGGGCUUCCGGCUGCUGGUGGAGAAGGAGUGGCUGUCCUUUGGCCAUCGCUUCAGCCACCGCGGGGCCCACACGCUGGCCGGGCAGAGCAGCGGCUUCACGCCGGUCUUCCUGCAGUUCCUGGACUGUGUGCACCAGGUCCACCUGCAGUUCCCCAUGGAGUUCGAGUUCAGCCCCUUCUACCUCAAGUUCCUUGGCUACCACCACGCGUCCCGCCGCUUCCGGACCUUUCUGCUCGACUCGGACUAUGAGCGCAUUGAGCUGGGUAGGGGGCAGGGCCGGGCUUGGGGCAGGGCUGGGCGGCGGGGCCGGGCCUGGAGGGUGGCGGGGCUCAGCACUCCGCCCGCAGGGCUCCUGUACGAGGAGAAGGGGGAGCGCCGGGGCCAGCAGGCGUGCCGGUCCGUGUGGGAGUACGUGGACCGACUGAGCAAGAGGACGCCCGUGUUCUACAACUACAUGUACGCGCCCGAGGACACGGAGGUCCUGCGGCCCUACAGCAACGUGUCCAACCUGAAGCUGUGGGACUUCUACACCGAGGAGACGCUGGCCGAGGGUCCCCCCUACGACUGGGAGCUGGCCCAGGGGCCCCCCGAGCCCCCAGAGGAAGAGCGGCCUGAGGGGGGCGCGCCCCAGAGCAGGCGCCGGGCGGUGUGGCCGUGCUAUGACAGCCGCCCCCGCGCCCAGCCGGACGCCAUCUCUCGCCUGCUGGAGGAGCUGCAGCGGUUGGAGACGGAGCUGGGGCGACCCCCGGAGCGUUGGAAGGACACCUGGGAUCGGGUGAAGGCAGCACAGCGCGUGGAGGCCCGGGCAGAUGGACGUGGCACCCCCAGCUCCCUGCUGGUGUCUAGCGUGCCCCACCACCGCCGCUCGCUAGGUGUGUACCUGCAGGAGGGGCCUGUGGGCUCCACUCUGAGCCUCAGCCUGGACAGCGACCAGAGCAGUGGCUCAACAGCGUCCAGCUCCCGGCAGGCAGCACGCCGCAGCACCAGCACCUUGUACAGCCAGUUCCAGACGGCCGAGAGCGAGAACAGGUCGUACGAGGGCACGCUGUACAAGAAGGGGGCCUUCAUGAAGCCCUGGAAGGCCCGCUGGUUCGUGCUGGACAAGACCAAGCACCAGCUGCGCUACUACGACCACCGUGUGGAUACGGAAUGCAAGGGCGUCAUCGACCUGGCCGAAGUGGAGGCCGUGGCCCCCGGCACUCCCACCAUGGGUGCCCCCAAGACCGUGGAUGAGAAGGCCUUCUUUGACGUGAAGACGACGCGUCGCGUUUACAACUUCUGUGCCCAGGACGUGCCCUCAGCCCAGCAGUGGGUGGACCAGAUCCAGAGCUGCCUGUCGGACGCCUGAGCCCAGCUCUGCUCCCGCUGCUCUGCGUCCAGUCGUUGGAGACCACUAGGGGUGGGCAGGGCCCCCCGGCCAUGUUUACAGCCCCCACCCUCGACAGUAUUGAGGUCCCACCCCCCCUUCUGUGUACAGCCCCUGCCAGCUCCCACGCCCUGCCCACCCCCGCCCGCCCGGCCAGCUGUAACUUAUUU